AUGGCGUCUCCUCCUGGGCUCGGCGGCUCGCCCGCCCAUUCAGAGAGCUUCUCUGGUCUUUUCCCUCCUCCGACUACUCCUCCACUGCAAAGGGGUCCUAUCCCGCAAAAUGAUGAUCUAGUGACUUCGGUCCCUGUGCACCCCUCCUCUCCCCUUUCGUUCGAGGGCAAUAAACCCACUUCUAUUCCCACAUCACCCGUGGCUAGACCACCAUCCCCUUCGUCGGUGGAUGGAGACUCAUUUAUAACGGUGCAAAAGAACUCUAAUAGAUAUUCACGAGGACGGCACCCUACCCAACCCCUACAAAUCGAUACCGCCGCCUCCCGGCACGGCUCCGCCUCGUACUUGAGAUCCGUGCUCGAGGACAACGACGACGAAGACGAGGGUCCUGGCUACUUUGACGAAGAAUACGAACACCAGUUCAUGAUUGGAACUCCUUUGCACAAUCGUCUAGAUAGCGAGCCGUUCAUCCCAGUCCUCAAAUCCCCUCCUCCAACGAAACGAUCUUCACGACGGGCAACGAGUAUGGCAAUACACCCGCCUAUGCACCGACCACCGCCACUACAUAUUGACGUGGAUUCGCGAUCAAUGUCAAUGUCCAUGGCCGGAGAUCCAAGGCUAUCGAAGACGCCUGGAAACAAGAUCAGCUCUUUCUUUGGCUGGAAGGGGACAGCUGGGAAUAAUAAUACAGCAACAUCCCCUGGAGGUGAAUCCUCCAGCACCGAGAUCUCCGAUUCUGGUCACUCAGCAAUGCCUUCCCCUAUGCCACCAUUAGCGAACGUCCCUUUCAAGCCUCCCUCCCCCUACGAUACCCGGAAUGGAUAUAGCCUCCCAGCGCGAACCUCACUGGGAGCUUCGAGUAUAAAGGAAAAUAUAUUUUUGUCUAAGAUGGCGGAGAUAGAAAGUGAAUUGCGCGAGAUAAGCUGCGAAUUGGCGGGAUCUAUCCGUCGAGAAAUGGACUUGGAGGAUUUAGUCGAACGACUACAAUCAGAAGUUCCGGAGAGUAAUCGCCGAACCAGUGACUAUUUCUCCGAUUCAGGUACUAGCUCUGUUCGCUAUGCUUCGGAAUCUGGGAAGAACGAAGACAUUGAGAAGAUUCGCCGAGCUGCAGAGCAAGAACGGGCACAACUGAAGGUCGAAUUAUCGCAGAAGUUACAAGAGGAACGAUCUCAGCGCUUGGCAUCAGAAUCGCAUGUCCAGAUCUUGGAAUCGCAAGUUCAACAGCUUCGGCGCGAACGAACGGAUCUGUCAGAUAUGUCGUCCAAAACCAAGGAACUUGAGACAGCCCUGGAAAAUACCAAGCGAAAGUUGCUCGAAGAGCGACAAUCAAAAGAUAAUUUCGAGGACCUUCUUACUGCCAUGCGAGUAGAGUUGGAACAAUUGCGUAAUGACCGAGAUCAACUUCGGGAUGGCAACAGGCUCGUGGAGGAAAUUGAAGCAUUAAAGAUUGAAAAUGCCUCCUUGGCUCAGCUCCAAGGUGGCCGGUUCGCUUCGAUUGCUGAGGAAGGUGCCUCCCCUACUAGAAAUUCGGGCUUUGGGUUAUCACGAUCGAGUUCCAUGGCGCGCAAGCCUAGCGGUUUAGCACGUUCGGGAUCCCUUUCUCGAUCCAAUUCGGUCAACAAUAACAGUGGUGGUAAAUCACCAGAGACUCGUGAAUCAUUGGUCGAUAAAGUCCAUGAUAUCGAGGUACAACGCGAUGCUCUCCACCAGACAUUGCGGAACCUUCUUGAUCGCCAGACAUACCAGGCUCGCGAGUAUAAGAAGCGUAUUCGAAUGCUGGAGACGGAGCUUGCUCAAGCCCAGCAAUCGGGUCAACCGAGAAAACUAGGCUAUGAGAGGGAUGUCUGUAGCCUGCGUGAUGAGGUAAACCAUCUGCGCAUGCGCGCUGAGGAUGCCCUGGACGCAAAGUGGCAGUGCGAGAAGAACCUCGCUGGUCUUAAGAUGGAUUUGGACCGAGCAGAACAGGAAACUAGCUCUCUGCGCGUGCUUUUCCGUGAAGAUACUGCUGCCGGUGCAGAGCUGAUGGCUGAUGAGGAAGGCUUUGCUGAGGUGGUGACCACAUCAUCGUCCUUGCAGUCCGCAUUCCAACAAUUGCAGGCGGAUCGAGCGAAUGUAGAGGCAAAUAUUACGGACUCGGAAGAGCUUGCUUCCUCGCUUGCUCGGGCUGAGACUUUGGGCCAUAAGGUGCAUUAUCAGCUUCAGGUCAACACCUCUCUGCAUGCUCGUCUUGCAGCGGCCAUUGAUAAGGGCGACAAAGACCAACAGAUCUCAGUUGAACGAAUCAACAUCUUGCAGAACCACAUGAGGGAGCUGGAGGAUGUUCUUUUGGCGGCGCAAAACUACUCUGAAGAAGAGAUGAGCAAGCAUGAGGACGCGAUUCGCUCGCUGAAGGAAAGCCAGAAUGCCCAACUGAUGCGCAUGAAGACUGGCGGCCGGAACCUAGUCAGCCUCUCACCGCGACCACCAACCGCACCGUUCGAUGCCCGCUUGCCGCGUUUGGAUCAAACUACUAGUGGCGAGGGCGUGCCCUUGACUGAAGUUGUCCAGUCCGAAAUGCUCGAGCGACGAGUCAAGGAUCUCGAGAAACUCCUCCGCGAUGCGGACAUGGAGAUGGAGCAAGUAGUCGGGCGGAUGAACCGCACGCAAAUUGACGUGGCGCAGCUUCAAACUGACAGAGACGACGCUCUCCGCCAAACCCGCCAACUUCAAACCGACAUCCAAACUGAGCGUGACGCCCUCAAAUCGCUCACCAAUGCCUUGUAA
This is a messenger RNA of Penicillium paradoxum, 2763 nucleotides long. RefSeq lists its product as uncharacterized. NCBI's taxonomy places the organism in Eukaryota, Fungi, Ascomycota, Eurotiomycetes, Eurotiales, Aspergillaceae. The transcript is spliced from 4 exons. The record is from RefSeq and is a predicted model, not a curated record. Bases 1 to 2763 code for a protein of 920 amino acids.